Molecule: messenger RNA, 1733 nt
Organism: Pseudophryne corroboree (corroboree frog)
Lineage: Eukaryota; Metazoa; Chordata; Amphibia; Anura; Myobatrachidae
Gene: VSIG8
Product: V-set and immunoglobulin domain containing 8
Exons: 7
Coding region: 141-1301 (386 amino acids)
Source: RefSeq, a predicted model, not a curated record
UGUGUCUCGUCCUCUCAGAACUCGCUCUGCAGGCUCUGCAGCUUCUGGGCUGUGCACGGGUAACCACAGGUCUCGCCACACACAGAUCUGCAGCAACACCGACAGCUGACUGAAAGCGGCCGACACCCGCUGGCACCACAAUGGGUGACCCUUGGGUGGUAUUGCUGAUUGUGGUGGGAUUAAUGCCAGCAGCGGUGCUCUCUGCUCUUACUAUCAAUGAACCCAGCACUGAGACCAUUAACAGAGCCAAAGGAGAAUCUGUAACGCUGGGAUGUACUUAUAACCUGGACCCCUCCGACACUGGGCCCCUGGACAUCGAGUGGUCACUGAUGAACCCGGACAGCACGGCACUGGACAGUGUGAUCCUCACCUACAUGGACAAUACUAUUGUCUCCAGAGGCCCCCUCGGCCUCAUGAGCCGCCUGUCGUUCACGACUACAGAUCCCAGCAAGGGCGACGCCUCGAUUAUCAUCGGCUCUCUGGAAGCCAAAGAUUCCGGCACUUACCAAUGUAAAGUGAAGAAGAACCCUGGGCUGGCUUCUAGGAAAGUCACGUUAAUUGUCCAAGUGAUACCCGCUCACCCACAAUGCUGGGUAGCAGGAGAACAGACCCGAGGACAAGAUGUGACUCUGAAAUGUAAAUCGGAUGAUGGAACGCCGCCUCUGUCUUUUAAGUGGGAGAAGAUAGCGGGCCCCCCCAACCCAGCGAGCCCGGUUAUGAAUAUGGCUACUCUUACCGGAGAUCUGCUUAUCAAGAAUCUCUCCGAUGCCUACGCUGGGGCGUACCAGUGUACAGUGGGCAACAAUGUGGGCAGCGGGACGUGCGUUGCAGACCUCUCCGUGUCCUCAGCUAACCGCACUGGGAUAAUCAUUGGGGCAGUUUUCGGUGCUCUGCUUCUCCUCCUUCUUCUCCUCCUCCUCAUCUGGUGCCUGAUCUGCUGCUGCAACAAGAAGCGCUACGAGAAAGAGAUGGCAAAUGAUAUCCGAGAGGACGUUGUGGCCCCUCCCCCAAGCCACAGCAACAGCCGUGCCAGCAGUAUCCGGACCGCCGUCGGCUACACACCUCACAACAUCAGCUACUCUCUGAGACGGGCCUACAACGCAGCACCUAGACAAGAAACGCCAACUUCAUCCCUGAGCAGCAACGCGCCCAUUAAACUCAAAGUGGAGAGCCCCGCGCCGUCUCCAGAACAGGUCUUUGAUUACCCGGCGGUGACAACAUACCACCCAUACAAUAUCCAGAGGGUGGGGGGAGUCCCGGUGAUGGUGCCGGCACAGACGAGAGAGGGCUUCAUCGUUUAACCACCGAGAUCCCCACCGCUACUUUCUACUGUUCCUCAGAACAUUGCUCCGCACGUAAACGUUACUUGCUCUGCAUCUGGGGCCUGUACGUUGGAUGGUCUGGAAAAUUGUGUUGAUAUUUUGUUACAAUGGACACGUGGACAUUCUGUGUAAGAGGAUCCAGCUUCUUCUUGUGACAGUACAAUUCCUUCCAAAGCCGGACAGGAGAACGGACAACUGUAGACUGGACCUGCGGGCGGACGGAACCGGCCAAACCAUAGUCCCAUAAUUGUCAUCUAUCUCUGUGUUAUUAUUGCCUAUUUUGUACCCGGGUUGGAUGUUUUAAUAAUUCAAGCGAAUCUUUGUUAUAAAAAAAUUAUGUGUUAUUAAUAUGUUGGUGGAAUGUUCCAAAUGUGCCAUUCCCAAGUGUAAAUAUAUACCUUAAAGAGUAAA